AGAACACAUCCUUCUCUGUGGUGCGAUCACAACCUUAUGUUUGUACUUUUGCUCUGUUUACACGUAUUGAGGCAAUGCCUGCGAUUGGGAAGGCUUCCGCAUUAUAUCAUAGAAGGUGUGAACUUGUUCGAUGGGAAACUCUCAAAGUUGCUGCAGAAACGCCUUUUAGUGUAUAUAGACUCGUUGAUAAGGAAUAACUUACAAGAUGUUUUUGUAUCGGUAUAGAUUAUGUAAGUUGUCGGUUACAAUCCUGUAGUAUGCGGCCCAUUGUACAGGCUGGAGAACUAAGAGGUGUAUGCUUAAGUAACAGCAUUCGAUUACUGCUGAAGCGUGAUUACUUGCAAAGAUUGAUUUAUGUGUUCACAGUCUUAAAACAUGACCUGAGCAGUUCUCAUACAACCUUCGAGCAUAAAUUAAAAUAUGUAAUACGCAAUUGUUUUGAAAACUCAACGAAUGCCAUGUCAAAAACUGCUGCUCUUGAAUUUAUUAAACACUUUUAUGCGUUACAAAUUUCAGUUCAAUCAUCUUACUAUUUGCGACUACAAAACGUUCUUGACAGCGAAAAUAUAAGGCGUGUCCAAUCUUCCUUAAAUUCGGAUGUAGAUUCUAGUCGCUUAAAAUUUGCUUCUAUGCUAUACUGUAGUGGUCAUCAUCAAGCGGCAGUUCGAGUGCUGGAGGAUGUAGAGAGGAGGUAUCACAGCAAUGUCAUGGCUGUGUGUUGGUUUAGAGAAUACCAGAGAGACAGGGAUCUGAAGGUGUUUGCUGAUAUGUUAUCUGGUAACAAAGAAGAGGGAAUCAGCCAACUGCCAUUCGAAUUAUGUGUCAGUUUUUUAAGGCAAGAAUCGUACUGCACUCCUUUCAUAUUAUUGUUUGAAAUGAAUCGCAAUAUCACUGAAGAGGAAGUGACACAGGGAACUUACGCUGAAAAACUAUGGAUGGACAGUGCUGAGGUGGACGCUCGUCCGUUUCUAUACUAUCUGCAGUAUCUCAAGUAUGGAGGACUCGGUGAACGUGACAAUCAGCUACAUGCAUUGGGAGUCUUUAAGUCUUACAUGCUUGAUAAAAGAAACAUGAUAAACAUGUAUCACGUUGAUACUUCACUGAGUUUGUUGGGGCACUGCUAUGAAAUGGAAGGGAACGUUAAUGCGGGGUUACAUUACUAUCAGCAAUCGUUGCUUCAGGGCGGUACAAACAAUGCCGCUAACUGGCACGUUCGGCGUGUUUUGAGUCUUUUAAGUGAUUAAAAACGAUAAAGAAAGGUCUCUGAUAAUGUGGAUAUGAUGCGACUAAACAUAAUCAAGUUGUUUAUUUAAUAUAUAAAUAGUAAUUAUAGUAAGUAUAUAGCAAGCAUUUAGUAAUGUGUUGUUUACCAUGUAUCAAUAUAACAAAAACAAAUGAACUGAGUUGAAUUGAACAUAAUAUCAAUGUAUUCUAUAUUAACAAAUAAUGCACCUUCAACAAUUUUAGGAGAUAAUCACCUUUAAUUGUCCACGACUAUUACGGAAUGAUUAUGUUAACUAAUUGUAUAAUUUGCCUAAUACUGUGCUAAAAAUACAUUUAAGUACGGUAUGCUUAUUUAUUAUAUUAUCAGAUGAAAAUGUCCUGUAUGUUGCCAUUUUUGCUCAAUAGAUUCCCCAUUUAGGAAAAAAAGUCAUAAUUGUUCUUCAAAAAAUAAUUUAUGUAUAUUUAUAGGUGCAUAACAGAUCAAUAUAUCUCAAGUGUAAUAUUAUUUUUGGUAUAUGUACUCAAGACAAUAUUUGGCAGACAACCAAUUCUUGUAUUCUUUUGCUGCAGAAAUGUAUCUUAUUUGACGUUAAAACUUAAUAUCUGUUUGGUAUUGUAAUCAUAUAUCUAUGUUCAGCAUUUUGGUAGGCAACACACUAUAAUUGUCAUCAACAGGCCCACAUCUGACUGUGAAAGUUGGACACAGAUAUUAAUCUUGGUUAGAUGUGUCCUUAAUUUCAAAUCAGCUACUGUUUAUUGUAUGUAUUGUCUCUAUACUGUUUUAUAAAUAUUGCAAAAUUGUUGUUAUUAUUGUUCAAGAUUCUGUCAAAACUGUCUUUAAGUAACAAAUAUGCCAUAUGUAAAAACAAAAAACAUGAUGUGUGCUUUUUUCUAAUACGAAGUCAUGGUGGAUCGAUAACAUGUUUUUUGUUCACGGUUGUGGCAUUACUCAAAUUUAAUUAGCUUUUUUAU
Messenger RNA from Dreissena polymorpha, 2196 nucleotides. RefSeq lists its product as uncharacterized. The record is from RefSeq and is a predicted model, not a curated record. The coding region runs from base 258 to 1244 and encodes 328 amino acids. The transcript has 2 exons. NCBI's taxonomy places the organism in Eukaryota, Metazoa, Mollusca, Bivalvia, Myida, Dreissenidae.